Molecule: messenger RNA, 1350 nt
Organism: Ornithodoros turicata
Lineage: Eukaryota; Metazoa; Arthropoda; Arachnida; Ixodida; Argasidae
Product: multiple coagulation factor deficiency protein 2 homolog
Exons: 3
Coding region: 97-732 (211 amino acids)
Molecular function (GO): calcium ion binding
Source: RefSeq, a predicted model, not a curated record
CAUUGGCAUGGGGCCAAUAUGGGCCAAUAGGUGGCGGGCUAAGCGGAACAAGUUUCGUACACACGUGUCUCUUUCCGUCUGUCAGCAACAGGAAACAUGAACAAAGCGCUGUUAGCUGCAGUAGUGCUGAGUACGUGCUGGGCUCAGCAUCAGCAUCAACAGCCUCAGAUGGGAGUACCUCAAAUGGGCGUACCUCAGGUUGGAGGGCCUCAGAUGGGAGCUCCACAACAGCAGCAGUAUAUGCAACAGCAAUAUGGGACGCCUCAACACCAACAAGGCUACAUGCAGCAGCCUCAACAAGGGCUGGCUGCCCAACAGGGAGGCAGCUUCAUCCACAACAAGGCCCACGUCCAAGAUCGCGCCCACAUCCAAGAACACCUGAGUGAAGUCGUCGGCAACAACCAGGACCUGAGCAAAAUGUCAGAGGAAGAACUUCAGUUCCACUACUUUAAGCUCCACGACAGCGAUGACAAUAACAAGUUGGAUGGAUUAGAACUGAUAAAGUCCCUCAUCCACUGGCAUGUCGAGGAAAGUAAACACAUUCAGCAGCAACAAGGACAACAGGCGGGACAACAGACACCACCUCAUGUGCAACACGGAACUACCAAACUCUUCACGGACCAGGAACUGUCCGCCCUCAUCGACCCCAUCUUGGAGAUGGACGAUCGGAAUCGAGAUGGAUUCAUAGACUAUCCAGAGUUUGUGGCUGCACAGAAACAGAGAGGGUUUUAAUUUACGUAGGAAUUUCAUGGGCAAAAAAGGGAUACCAUUCAAGUACUCCGGCAUAACAAGUCUUGCGGAAGCAUUGAAUAGCACGGUUGUUUUUUUGGAGACGUCGAAGGAGACAUUUUUCUAGGGGGACAACAAAGAGGUACAAUGGGCCAAAUGCUACCCACCUUUUGGGUACUCAGCCUGAGAGUGCCAGUUGGAUGUGAGAAAUUGGUUGUGUUCAACAGCUCACGAAUUUCUCCAAAAUGAGAUUUUUUUAAAAAUAGUUUCUACAACAUUUUUAUAUAUGUCUACUUUAGCUAACGAAUGUAUGUCUUCAUCUCGAUGUGAUUUGUUACGAAUCUGUUAUUUUUGAGAUCUGACUUAUUUUUUGGAUUGUCUAUUCCAUACGUUACAACAACAAAUUUAUUUUUGUGGCAAUGAUUUCAUUGCAAGGAGGUGCCCCAUUGGUCGCAGUUAUUUGCUCGAUGAGCCUUACACAGGUCAAGUGCACAUUCUACUUAACAUUCCAGAUAUGUGACAACACUUAGGGAUGGCUGAAAGAUGGCAGAGAGUUCCGUGGAAGUCCUGCUGUGAUAAUUUACAAAUUGUAUUCGAAACAAAUUAAAUCUUUAUCGUUGA